Molecule: messenger RNA, 696 nt
Organism: Vombatus ursinus (common wombat)
Lineage: Eukaryota; Metazoa; Chordata; Mammalia; Diprotodontia; Vombatidae
Gene: LYRM2
Product: LYR motif containing 2
Exons: 3
Coding region: 80-430 (116 amino acids)
Cellular component (GO): mitochondrion
Source: RefSeq, a predicted model, not a curated record
GCUUCCGCUCCUGCGCACUAUCGCCGAGGCACCGGGAAAAGGCGCUUGAGGCAGUUCAAGUCCGGCUCUCGGACUCGUCAUGUCCUCUAAUCUCCUGCCCCCUGUAGCGCUAACCCUCAAACAGUUCAUGAGAAGGCAACAAGUCCUCCUUUUAUAUAGAAAGAUUUUACAAGCAAUUCGCCAGGUACCAAACGAACAAGACCGCAAGUAUCUAAAGAACUGGGCAAGGGAAGAAUUCAAAAGAAAUAAAAGUGCCACAGAAGAGGUAAGGAUGCUCAAGAACUCGACCUGGUGGCAGCAGCCCCCCCUUUCACUACUGUUCAGCUUCUUUUCAAUGAUUGGAUAUAAUCCGAAUGAUGAUUACGCAAGGAAAUCUGCAGUUGAAAGAAUUGGAGAAAACAUUAAACUUAGCAAAAGCGUAACUUCAUAACUUCCCCAAGGGGUGUUCAAAAUCUAUGUUAGAGUACUACAAGGUAAAUGGAGUUUUAAACUCAUUGCAAGGAUUAGGAAGCUAAGGUGUUUGUAACAACCCUUGCCUAGUGAUGAUCCCCACUAUAAAGUCAAAGAGCAUGAUACAUUUGUGUGUAGCCUGACUUGGACCCUGACUUGUGUUAAGGAAGAACAAAUAAAAGAGCACCUUGGGAGUUGCCUUAGUAGUGAAAAAUAAAUACUAACGACUUGUUUUAUUAUUUUGGA